UUUUGUUUACCAUCUUCCCUCUCUCUUGGAUUCACGUGGCGCGUGCCGCGUCUGCGCUGCUCUUUUCAUUUUGCCUCCUUGCUCUCCCGUUGUCGCCUCUCCCGUUAACCGCUAUGCUUUUCGUCCUGCCAUUCGGCUAUUACGUCCUUUGCUGCUCAACAGUUUCCUGCCAACGUCCCGUUACGACACAGCGUUACGUUAUCCCAAUCAGAAUCACGGGAUAGCGAAAGGAGCGACGGAAUAGGCCUUUAAAUAGGUUUUAAUUCAACCACCUGCAACUGUUAAUCCAAGGAUAAUCGAACAAUAGGCCCCCUCCCCGCGCCCAUCGCUCCCCUUUGUUGGACUCCCUGACUUCGCUGUUUGUUUAAGUGCGACUUCAAUUUUUCGCGAGUGUUUGCUUCGGUUAUAUAAGUGAGAUUUCAGCGAGCAACAAAAAAGCCAGUCUAAAAGGAUAUAACUCGCUUAGAGAAGGGCACAUACAAAAAAAGCAGCCUGCGGCACUGCGAUGGCGUCUACUACUAAUGCACCGUUAUCACCUGCAAUUAAGCACUAACAAAAGCACUAAGCCAUAGAAAAAAAAAAACAAUAAAAGCCAGAAAUAAGCUCAAAGUAAACUGAACGCACAGCAAGGGGAUAAUAAUAAUGCGCGAUUUAUACAGCCACCUAAAAAAGUAUGUUACGAAAAAUGUCCAGUGAGUUGCUAGUUACCCUAACGCAACACUAGGUGGCGCCGAGGAAAGUGAAAUCAGCGGACAAUUCGAGAAGCGGAAGCACUUUUAGGCAACCACACACACCCGCACAGCACCCACUCGUACACCUAUAAUACCCUGUAAUAAAUUGAAAUUAUAAUAAUAAAACACAAUCAUGGCCAACACAGCUCAGCUAUUGCGGCGCCAAAGCUCCCGGGAUAUAAUCCUCAAAAGCCAGAAGAGCAUCGAUCAGCUGGAAUUGAGGGAACUCCGAGGUCGCCUGGUGUCAAAGGAGCAUGGCGUCAGCCACCACCACCACACAUCACUGCACCACCAGCCGCUCUAUGGGGCCACCAACCAGGGCUUCAUGUCCGACGCCUUCGACGAGUCCUCGGAACUGGAACAGGAUCCGCCGCCCUUCGGAUCCGAGGCUAGCACUUCGAAGGCCAAGGCCGAACUGGUGGCCAUUGCGACUGCCUCUGCGGAUCAGCAGGACAUCGUCGAGGGCGAGAAGGAGGGCGAGGAGCGGGAGAGUUGGGACAGCAAGAUCAUGUUCCUGCUGGCCACCAUUGGCUAUGCCGUUGGCCUGGGAAAUGUGUGGCGUUUUCCCUAUUUGGCCCAGAAGAAUGGCGGCGGUGCCUUCCUGGUGCCCUACUUCAUAAUGCUGUGCAUCCAGGGCAUACCGAUCUUCUACCUGGAACUGGCGAUUGGCCAGCGACUGCGAAAAGGAGCCAUCGGCGUUUGGAGCCAGGUGUCGCCGUAUCUGGGCGGCAUCGGGAUCUCAUCAGCGGUGGUCAGCUAUAUAGUGGCGCUGUACUAUAACACCAUAAUAGCCUGGUGCCUGAUCUAUCUGCUACACAGUUUCGAAUCGCCAUUGCCUUGGGCGGACUGUCCGACGAGGCUGUAUAAGAACUUUACCUACGACCACGAGCCGGAGUGCGUGGCCUCCUCUCCGACGCAGUUCUACUGGUAUCGCACCACACUGCAGUGCUCGGAGAGUGUGGAUAUGCCGGAGAACUUCAAUUACCACAUGGCCAUUGCGCUAAUCGUCUCCUGGUUCUUGGUCUACAUCUGCAUGGUCCAGGGCAUCACGUCAUCCGGCAAGAUCGUCUAUAUGACGGCCAUAUUCCCCUAUGUGGUGCUCAUAAUAUUUUUUUUUCGGGGCAUCACCUUAAAGGGAGCUGCAGAUGGGGUGGCACAUUUGUUUACCCCUCGAUGGGAAACUCUAUUGGAUCCAGUCGUUUGGCUGGAGGCCGGCACCCAGAUCUUCUUCUCGCUGGGAUUGGCCUUUGGCGGUCUGAUAGCCUUCAGUUCGUACAAUCCGGCGAAUAAUAACUGCUACAGGGACGCCAUACUCGUAUCGCUCACCAAUUGUGGCACCUCCAUGUUCGCCGGAGUGGUGGUAUUCUCUGUCAUCGGCUUUAAGGCCACGGCGACCUUUGAUCGCUGCACUGAGGAGCGUAAUGGGCUGCUGGCCCAGAACAAGACGCACAACCUGCCUGUCUGCGAUCUUCAAACGGAACUGGCCAAUGUGAGUUACCUUUCUCUCUCUAUAUAUAUAUAUAUAUAUAUAUAUAUAUAUUUACUAUUUCAGAGUGCUUCAGGAACAGGUCUGGCCUUCAUCAUCUUCACGGAGGCGAUCAAUCAGUUUCCGGGGGCUCAACUCUGGGCCGUCCUAUUUUUUCUGAUGCUCUUUACCCUGGGAAUCGACUCGCAAUUCGGGACACUGGAGGGCGUGGUCACAUCCCUGGUGGAUAUGAAACUUUUUCCCAACCUGCCCAAGGAAUAUAUAGUGGGGGCACUCUGCUUUUCCUGCUGCACGAUCUCCAUGUGCUUUGCCAAUGGUGCUGGGAGCUAUAUAUUUCAGUUGAUGGACAGCUUCGCAGGCAAUUUCCCGCUGCUGAUCAUUGCGCUCUUCGAGUGCCUUUCGAUCAGCUACAUAUACGGGGUACGCCGGUUCUCGGACGAUAUUGAGAUGAUGACCGGAUCGCGGCCGAAUUUCUACUGGAUGUUCUGCUGGAAAUACCUAUCGCCCUGUGCGAUGGUCACCAUCCUGCUGGCCUCGUUCUAUCAACUUUUGACCGAGGGCAGUAGCUAUCCUGCCUGGAUUGGAUCAAAGGGAGCCACUGAGGGCAUGGAGUGGCCCCACUGGUGCAUCGUCGUGGCCUUCUUCCUCAUACUCUCAUCCAUUCUGUGGAUACCGAUUGUGGCGGUGCUGCGUCUGUGCGGAAUCAAGGUGGUGGAGGACUCGGACCCCGCCUGGUUUCCCGAAGCGGAGCUAAGGGAAGUCCACGGCAUCGUGCCACACGAGCCAACCGAACUGGAGCGCAGCAUUUUCUGCUUCAACAUGGACGGUACGGAGGGCAUGUGCUGCCCCAAGUACGGACUACCCGAGAAGUCGCUGGAAGAGGAGGAGUAGACAGGAGUAGGAGUACCAAAGAAAAGUAGACAACAACGACAAUAAAACCAGAUGAAUUCUUGAGCGAACCCAGACCGAACAUAGAUACGGAUGAUGAAAUAUAUAAUGAAUCUCGAUGUAAAUAUGGACAAUAAGUAAGCACUCACCGAUGUUAGGCGGCGUCGAUAUCAAAACACUCCUAUAUGGUCCCAAAGACUGUUUGAAGAUAAAGCGAAAAAAAAAGAAACAAAACCGAAAAACUAUAAUGCAAAGCAACCACAACAAGGAAAAUGAAAAUAGGAAAAUAGCAAUACUAGGUAAAACUCGACGCUGGAUGCGCGGUUUCAUGCAAGCAGAAAGCUAUAGAAAAGCAUUAUCAUGGUAAAAAAAGGCCGAAAUCAAUGGAAAUAUUUCCGCAUAACUUCAUUAGCAUGUGGCCAUAUAUAUACGCGAUUAUUGUUUUCCAUUGCCUUUCUUCUUUCGGUUGGUUUUUCGAAAAGGGCAGAGAGAGCGUAGAGUUGUUAUAUGGCAUAUGGCCACCCUUAUAGGGUCUACAUAUCCGAUUUCGCUAUCAAAGAGAAAACGUACAAUUUGCCACAAACACAAUUUGCUGACUAUAUACGAUAUAUACAUAUAUGAUAACUAUAUUCGAUAACUACGCUGUAUUCUAGACCUAAUUCUUUGAUUUGACCAUAUCAUGCGAGGGACAUCGGGGCACCACCUAUAUAAGAGAUAUAUAACUAUACAGUGACUAUACCAACCACAGUUCAUUCUCUGUUGUGAUCAGCUCGGCUUUCUGUGUUUAAUCCGCUCGCUCGCGUAGGCGGCAUCACGAAAUCAUAUCACAUUCGAAACUAUGCUUAAAACCUAAAAACCACUUUAAAGUCUCAGUGUUUUAGAUAAUUGAUGGGGCAGAUAUGUAUCUUGGAAUAUGUUUUACUGGAGCUCUAAUCGAAAGUUAUACGAAUAAAAUUACUUGUUGGUAACCGUUAUCAUCGCCACACUCCUCCAUUGUACUUACGGCCUAUAGGUAUAUCUGUAGUUAUACACAUUACAUUAUAAAUUUACAUUAAAAGAAACAUUAACAAAUCGCAAACGCAACCGUUCAAAUAGGUGGAAAGGGAACCCUAUAAAGAUAUACAUAUACAUAACUGGAGAUGGCAGCUUAAGGUUUAACGACUCAUUAUAGCAUUGAAGAACUAUUAUUAUACAAAUUAACGAAUAUAUAUACAUAUAUUUAUGUGUUUUGAAAUGCAGCUAAUGGGUGCGUGAAUUCGUUUUGAAGCACAGUUCUGGACACUUCUGGGCAUUUUUAGAAUCGAUCAAAAACAACUUGAAAAUAAAUUCACUCCUCCAUGCAGCAAGGGAUUGCACUGUAUUAUAAGUUAUCUAUUUCUUUAUGGUAUAUUUAUACAUAUACAUCGAUAUAUUAUACACAUCUAUUUAGAUCGAAAGGAAAACAUAUAUUAUACAUGUAUUUAAUGUUAUUGAUGUUGACAAUAAAGGAACCCCUACGAAACGAGUUUUAAACCAAAACGAAGGAGAUCAGAUAUAUGGGCGACCUUCGACUACCCGCAAAGAAUACGCAGAUGGAACACCCAGUUUGCCAAACUAGCAAAUGAAUAGUAAUAUAUUUACGAUAAACAAUAAAAAUCACAUUGCUAAAAGAA
This is a messenger RNA of Drosophila sechellia, 4757 nucleotides long. Its product is annotated as sodium-dependent neutral amino acid transporter B(0)AT3. Gene Ontology annotation, biological process: amino acid transport; nitrogen compound transport; sodium ion transmembrane transport. The record is from RefSeq and is a predicted model, not a curated record. The coding region runs from base 865 to 3108 and encodes 747 amino acids. Gene Ontology annotation, cellular component: plasma membrane. NCBI's taxonomy places the organism in Eukaryota, Metazoa, Arthropoda, Insecta, Diptera, Drosophilidae. The transcript has 6 exons.